Neospora caninum is the source of this 4482-nucleotide messenger RNA. RefSeq lists its product as hypothetical. Bases 1 to 4482 code for a protein of 1493 amino acids. The transcript is spliced from 5 exons. The record is from RefSeq and is a predicted model, not a curated record. NCBI's taxonomy places the organism in Eukaryota, Apicomplexa, Conoidasida, Eucoccidiorida, Sarcocystidae.
AUGAGGAUUGACUCCGGCCAAUUCCGCGCGUUUCUUCUUUCGUCGUCCCCGGGUGCAUGGCCACCCUUCUUCUUCGCCUGCGACGACCCCGAAUCGUGCUCCGCUCCAGGCGGCGCGCCGGCGGGGGCUUCAGACUCCACUCUCCCUCCCUCGAAAGUGUGCGUCUCCUCCGCGGAUCAGGGCAGGCGCUUCGCCGCGAAGGCUGCGCAGCGCCGCGGCUUCCUGACGGAGUUCCUGCCGGUGCUCGAGAAGAAACAAGUCCGGUUUUCAGUCCUCAGGGCCAACCUCCUCUUUCUGUUUCCGCCCACGGAACUGCCCCGGCAGCAAUGGCUCGCCCAGCAGAGUGCGCUGCUGGACAGCGGCCCGGAACCUGACGCGCUGGACAUUUUUGACGACGUGGAAAUUCUGCUCCUCGAGGAGGUCCGCGUCGCCCCGAUACGACGGAGACGGUUGGGACUCACGACGCCAGGCAGUGCGUUCGGCGAGACUCUUCCAGAUGAGGAAGACAUCCUGUACGAAGUCGAGGCGGAACCUCGGGGACAGACCACUGCGGACGGAGAGCGCAGCACCGAUUCGGAGCAGAAGCCCGCGGAGGAAAACGCGAGCGAGUUCGAGUACGGCGUUUCCUUGAAGUUUGAGGCGUGUCACUGCCAAGACGAAUAUCUUUUUUUCGCCAAAAAUCGCGCAUGCAGACAGGCCUGGCUCGAUGCCCUGACAAAAGCGGCAAAUACGCGCGGCCAGAUCGAAGCUCUCGUUGAAGCGGCCUCGGAGAGCCGCUUUGCGGCGAGUCGCUAUUGGACCAGAUGCCGGGCGCUGCGUUACGAAGCGCAAAAGUGGAAGUCGCAAGUUCUGUGCAAUGCCGAGAAAGGGGAAGGCGAACUGAGGUCUUGCAAUGCUAGGGAACACGAUAGACUCUGCGAGCGCGUGGUCAUGCUGGAGGAGCUCGUCGACGCGCUGGAAGGCCAGUUGGUCCUGGCAGAGGAGAAGAAGUCGGAGGAGGAAGUGAAUCGGGAAAUCACCAUUCUCCAGGAUGCGCUUCUUGUCGAAGCUGAGAAGACAUGCCGCCUAACGCAGAUCCUUUGCGACGUGUCGGAAGCGCUCCCUGGCCAAGUCGGCGAGUCGAUUCGGCAGCUUGCAAAGAAGCUCAGCAGCCAGGCGCUUCCGCGUCCGCCAGGCGCUUCCGCGUCCGAUGCUGCCGGUACGGCGCACGCAGAGACGACAGACUCUGCCACGCCUCCACAGAAGGCCGAGAACCAGGCGCAAGCAGUUCGCCCCAUCUUCUCGAAGGCACCGUUUCACGGUCAUUCGCCCUUGCCUACGGCGUCCUUGACUCGACAGGAAGCGAGAAAAGGGGCGGACCAAGUUCCAGCCCGCGAGUCGUCGUACCCUUCUCUUUCUUCGUCCCCAAACGCCUCUCCCUCGCCUUACGCGUUAAUCCCUGCGACGCCCGGGGGGAUGUCUCCUCUUUACACCGAGCGGGAACUGCUUGCAGCUCUUGCGGUGAGGACCGGGGCGCGCUCCGGAGAAGGGCCUCGCCCGGGCGAAGCAGAAAUGGGGAGCCACGCGACGCCGGGGAUGUCACACCGAGGACGCGCGCCUACCGCCCACUCACUGUGCUGUUUAGCAGCGAGGAGACACAGCUAUUUUGCCCGGCGGGCAUAUCCACUCGGCCCUCCAAAACGACCGGGAGAUCUCCCCGUGGGGACCGACCGCGCGGCGUCACGAGCGAGUCGAGCAGCUACGGUGUCCUCGCGUUUUCCAGAGUCGCUCGCUUCAGCUUCUUUGGCGCGUUCUUCCUUGUGCCGAGAGAACGUUGCUGGGAGCGUCGGGCCUCCUCCAGGCCGGUGUAUCUCGCCGUCGACUGGAGCGCAAUCUCGCGCCGCCUCACCUUCCGUUUCUGCUUCGUUCAUUGCACCCUCCAGCAUUCGAAGGGGGAGUGUGACCUCGAGAAACGUUUCGCGUCUUAUUUCUUCCGGCGAGGUGCGGAAUCAAGGAAGCGGAGCGAGAGACAUGGAAGGCGCGUCGUCCGUCGCGCCUCACCCCGCAGCUGCGUCGGGCCAGGCUUCCCCCGCUCAAAGGGGGUUGGUGUCUUCUCUUUCUCCGCCGCGUUCUUCGCCGCACUCAGCUCUUCCACAGAUUCAAGGCGCUGGUGAGGGUCCAUUGAAGAUCCCGGCAGGGUUGCCGAAGGCAAGUGCAGUCGGCGCCGCUGAGUCGGGUAAGGCAUGCCCACAUGCAGCCAAAUUGGUGACCCGCCCAAAGUGUCCUCCGCUUCGACUUCCCCUCCCCGCUGGUUCAGACGCCAGUGCGGAAAACCAUCCGCACGGGCGGGGAACAGACGAAAAAGGGCUGGGAUGCACGCCGGCGAAACCCAGCGGGAAGCGUCCUGCGAAUCCCAAGUCCGCGACUGCUGGGAAAGGUCCCCUCUCGAAGCCUCCCGCAGGCGCCAAGGCAAAACAGGGUCAGAAGGCGGAGAGAGCACACCGCGAGAAAGAGGGCGAACAUGCCACUGACGCCAGCGAAGAACGCUCACCUGCGAAAAGUGGAACGGAUUCCCCCGAAGAGACAGUCAGCUCGACUGCUGCUUCCGUUGCUGGCGGGGGAAAGACAGGCGAGACGGAAAAGGUUUCUGCCGACGCGGGGAAAGAGAGUUCGUCCCCUCCGGGUCAGAAGACGCAUACGGCCGGGAGAGACUCGAAAGUUGGAGAGCCGGGAGGACUUCUCGAUGCGAAAGACCAACCGAGUUUGAUAGGCGCGAAGAAGAUCGGCAAGCGUCCGCCGGGAAUUCCGCCGGAGAGAAGGGGACGGGACGAAGCAGGCAAGAGCGGCGAAAGCCCGGGAGAGAAAGAAGAAGGAGAGGAAGCAACGAAGAGAGAAGACCCGAAACGUCUUGGGUCAACAGCGACGCUCGAACGAAGGAAUACAGGGGGCGUAAACGGCGCAAAGUCUGUUAUCCUGGAAAGAGGUUCCCCCCAGAAAGUCGUUCUCACGCUGGCAAAGGGAAAGGUCGCCUUGGUAGGGCAUGGGCCUCCUUCCUUAGGAAUGGAGCCUUCGCUUGCCCAGCUGAAAACGGCCUUGGAACCCCCUCAUCGGCCAGCGAAACAGGCGGGAAACCUCCCAGGAAAGCCGCCUGAAUCUGUGCAGCACUCGGAUACUUCAGCUGCGUUUGCGGUCCCGCAGAGAUCAGCCGCCACGACGACUCUCCAUCGAUGUUCGGAUGCGCCUGAAGGGGCUCCAGGGCCUCUCGCUGGCGGUGGUGGAGACAAGGAGACGCGCUUGGAGGCCAAGGGAUCGCCGCAUCUUGGUCGAAUCCCGCCCGACAACAAACCGGAGGGCGGCACAGAUUUGAGUUGUUUGGAGCGAAAAGAAAUGACAGCCAGUACGCACGUUCCGUCAUCGAAAGGAGGGAAACCGAAACAAGUGAAUGAAACGGCAGUGGCGCGCAAAGACUGCCAAGCAAAACCCGCCAAAGAGAACGGUGAAUCGUCGAAGACUGUUUCACCAUUUUCUGCCACUGAGCGCCCCGUAGCAGUGGGUACGUCAACGCGUGCGGCACAUGGGCUUGAGGUGGAGCACGUGCCUUCCUCUGUGCUUCUUGCCGAAGGAAGGAGAAACCAAAGGGACUUCGUGGAAGUGUGGCAUUGUGAGGCGACCGAACUCGACGGAACAGAGAAACCGAAGGAAGGACGGGCGACAGCGAGAACUGCAAAGAGAGACAAAGACGUAGAACGCGACUAUCGCGUUCACAGAGUUGAUUCCGACGGCGUUCCGCGCGAACCUACGAAACUGCGAAAUCGAGACCCGAGGAAAAUGGCCAAGGAACGUGACGACGGGCUGGCAUUUUUCCGCCAAAGCAGCGGGCGUAAGCAGACCUAUGGAGACCUCGCCCGGAAGCACUCUCGAGGUCGAAGCUCCUGUUCCGCCGUUUCUGGCGAUGUCGAAAAGUUUUCCAGGCGAACUCGUGCUAGGUCCCGCAGCUCUGAGGAGUCGUCGGGAUAUUCCGACGGGGAGGAGGAAACCGACUUCGAGUCUGACAGGUCGUCCGAUUCAAAAAGUUUUCCGGGAAACGACGGAAAACCUGAGUUCUGCCUCCCUCCCCCAGAGAGGGACACGAGUGGGGACAGCAUCGAUAACCUCAUUCACCGACUGGACGCUCGCUGUCACCAGGCGGGGGCCACGUCUCUCUUCAGCGCAGAACUCUCUCAAAAAGACAUGCCAAACAGGAAACGAAACUACAUUGGAGCGUACGGACGCGCGCGUCUUCUGGAGCGUUUGAGAUCCCUGGUAGAGGCCGAAUCACGUUCGCCGGAUUUGUGUUCCCGUGGUGACCAUUCCGCCAAACUGGAAGGCGCGCGCACGAAGACAAAAGAAAAGAACAACAGAAAGGAGCGUCAACGACAAACCGACUGGAGGAUGGUCAAAACUGCUAGGACAAGAGCGGCCGGCAGCGAUUUCAGUCUUUGUCCCGGCCUCUCGUCCCUCUGA